Protopterus annectens (West African lungfish) is the source of this 3518-nucleotide messenger RNA. It is a transcript of the gene ASPNAT, whose product is annotated as N-acetyltransferase 8 like. The coding region runs from base 109 to 951 and encodes 280 amino acids. The record is from RefSeq and is a predicted model, not a curated record. Gene Ontology annotation, molecular function: L-aspartate N-acetyltransferase activity. The transcript has 3 exons. Lineage: Eukaryota; Metazoa; Chordata; Ceratodontiformes; Protopteridae. Gene Ontology annotation, cellular component: mitochondrial membrane.
CAAAAAGGCAGCGCAUUCUCUUGAACAGCUUGCAUGCCCGCAUCAAUACCUACAGGAGUGAAUUUUUUUUGUUUUGCGCUAUUUAAUAUAUUUUUCUAGGUCAUUUGCAUGCAUUGUUUGUCUCUGAAAAUGGUUUGCGAGACUAAAAUUGUGGCAGAUGAUCACAAGUCUAUUCCUGGGACCAAAAAUGAGUCAGUUAUAACGUCUUCACUGAUGUGGCCCCCAUUAUCGUCGCAUCCUAGUGAUAUGGAAGACAGCAUGAGAUCUGACAAAGUUUAUAUUCGUGAAUUUCACCCAUAUGAUCAGGACGCAGCCCAGCGCAUAUUUUACGAGGGUUUAAAGGAGAGGAUCCCCAACACUGCGUUCAGAGGGUUAAAACAGCAACCCAAAGCGCUAAUCCUAUAUGUGGUGUUAACACUAAUGUGUUUUGUUAUCACCAAGUCCUUGCUGCUGAGCUGCUGUGUGCCCAUUAUUCUGAUGGGUCUGAGGUACUACUUCAGUAGGAAAGUUAUCCUUGGCUAUCUCGAGCACGUGCUGCAUACAGACAUGUCUGAUAUAGAGCAGUAUUACAUGAAACCAGCAGGUUCCUGCUUUUGGGUAGCAGUCCUAAAUGGGAAGGUGGUUGGCAUUGUGGCAGCCAAAGGGAACGAGGAAGAGAACAAUGUUGAGCUGUGUCGAAUGUCCGUAGACUCUUCUUAUCGUGGUAAAGGCAUUGCCAAAGCCCUUGGACACAAAGUCAUGGAGUUUGCCAUUCUCAACAGCUACUCCUCCAUUGUAUUAGGAACCACAGCAGUAAAAAUGGCAGCUCAUAAGCUGUAUGAGUCUUUAGGAUUUGCUCACAUGGGAGUCAUUGAGAACUACUCCCUGCCCGCAAUGGAUAACACCAUACUAGAGAGAAUGUUUUUCCAGCUUCGCUACCAUCGCUACAGCUUGCAGUUACAUGAAGAAUAAAUGAAAAAAAAUUCUAAUCUUUCUUGCCCAAACAUUCAUCUUGUAUCCAAAACAUCACCCAAUUCUGUUUACUGAAUAGUGUUAUUCAGUUCCUUUUUUAAAGUUUGUUAGCUGAGCUUGAUUGUUCAAAAAUAAUAAUGCGUUCCUUCCUCGCAUGCUGUAGGGUUGUGGUGCCACACUGGAAGUAUUCUUCUCUCUAUCCCUCUGCCUCUCUGCAUACAGUAUUCUUGUUAUGACUUGAGGGGGGACAUUCCUACCCCACAUUUCAGCCUUGCCCAAAUAAUUGCUUAAGGUUCAGAAAUCUCAGUGUAAGACUUGCUUUUUGGAAUGCGAAAAAUGCAGUUUUCCAAAUCUGUAUAAGUCUGGGUAUAUUGUGCCACAAUGACAGAAAUACACACAAAGCUUUGUUUCAGAUUCUUAACUAAUCCUUACACCAGUUAGCACAACUUGAAUUUUUGCUGAGAUUAUCUGCUUUUGAAUAGCUUUCAUGUGUCAUAAUGUGAAAUGCAUGAAGAGGAAGUGUCUGCACACACUUGAACAUGUAGCACUGCCAAUGAGGCACUGAUUUUGCACUUUUGAGGGGAUGUGCUGCAUCAUGCCAAAAUAAGUGAAAAAAAAAAAAACAUUGGUGCAGCCUGUAACUAUGGUGUUUCAUCAUUUCUAUUUUGUUUCCACAAGCCAGCAAAUAGACUUGAGCCACUCAAACUUCUUAUCCCAUUUUUGUAAGAUAUUGUAUAAAAAGAAAUAGCCUAUCUUUCUCUCUGCCUUGCCCUACUUUCAUUCCUAACCCAUAAUCUUGGGCCAAACCUGCAUGUGAAUUCAAGUUUUAUGCUGUUUUUUCUUACCCAUCCCCUCUUUUUGCUUGUGCUAUGUGAUGUCAUUCAAGCAAAAACUAGGCUGCUAUUUAGGUAACACUUUUACCUGAUGUUGUGCAUAAAUUAUAGUUAAUUAAUCUAAAUCUGCAACAUGUAAAAACAGAAUUGCUUUGAUCUGUAGAUAUGCAUACCCAGGAUUAGUGUAACUGCUUGCCUGUUAGAAAAAAAAAGAAAAAAAAACACUAACAUGCCUGUGCAGCCUGCCAAGUAAAGUAAUUAGCUGCUUAAAUGAUAUCAUAUGCUUGAAUUGUAGAAUGCAAAAGCAAUGCAAGGCAUAUUGGUACACAUUUGUGCCUGAUAUGUACAUACACUGCCUGCCUACAAAAGGAGAUUUAAAAUAAUGCAUAUUUCAGCCUAAACGUAUAUGGAAGUAUACGUUUAGGAAAAUAUUGUUCUUGCAUGACAUGUGUUAAGUCUCAGAAUAACACAUUUUAUCUUAAGAAAGACCUGAACUGCAGGAAAAGUUUGAUGUUUUGAAAUGCAUAUAUGGGAUAAGAUGGAAUAUUUAGUAUGGGAGUUAAACUUACACUUUUGAUAUUUAAAACAGAGAUGCUGAAGUGAUGGUCAUACUUCUGCAGAAUGAAAAAUAGUGUUAGUGCUAUGUAGUACAGCAGUUACCCACUUUUUCCCCAUAGUAGAUUUGCUGGCCUUUAAGCCUACCUCUGAGUAAACCACUCAACCUUAACACUUGAUGACACUGAAGCCUUCCCUAAUUUUACUUCAUGUAAAGCACUGCUAAAACUAUUACUGAAGGCACUUACAAUAAGUAUAGUUUCUAUAUAUGUUUACUGGAACUGCAUUGUUUCCAUCAGAAGAGAAUGAAAUUUCACUGUAACUAUUUUUUCUGUCUCUAAAAUGUAUUUUGAAUCCUUUGGUACAAUACUGUUGCUAAGAUUUAUUGUACAGGUAUUAUUGUACAAAGAGGUACAGUACUUAAUAAGAAGUCUAAUUCUGAUUAAUACUAAUGAGGAUGAAUGCCUGUGGAUCACAGCUGAUAAACAAGUACUGGAAUAUUGUUAGGUCUUAAGAGCCAGGCCUUGAUCACUAAAGGUAGAUUACACUUCAGAGAGCUAAACUCACCAUGCAAACAAUGCUAUCAAAACUAACCUAUGCAUUGUUCUGUUUGCACAUCAUGUUCUUAAUGAUUUUCUCAUUAUUCUGAAGUGCUUUCAGACUGAGUAUGUUAUCGCCCCUUGCUGUGUUUAGCAUAAAGUGAUGUCACACUGGGGUGAGAAAGUGUUGAUAUAUUCUUAAAUCUGGAAAUGCUUGUGCCCUGCUUAUCUGUCUAGAGUGGUCAAGCCAAAUGUCACAUAAGUAUCUACAUAUUGUAAAAUUAAGUUAUUUGGUGUACCAGGUGACAUUCAGUGAGACCAGUUUUCAUUACCUGUUUGCUUUAGCUGUGUAUUCCAGGCAUCUUUGGAUUCUAUAAUGCAGUAUUAUGUUGACAUUGCAUUCAUCUUUAAUUAUAGUCAUAACUCUAGCUGUUAGGGAUUCCUAGUCAUGCUACCAGUCCCUACAUUUCUGAACAUGUCAGUUCUCAAGAUCUCAUUCUGUAGAAGCUGUGCUCAGGAUGCAGAUGUAUUUAAUGGAGCUACAGUAUGUUUAGGAUGACUGGCAGUAUACUAACACUAUAUCUUUAGUGUUAUUAGCGUAUUACUUGCCUUGGGCAUGAAAUAAAAUGUGUUAAUUUCC